AUGGAUAAGAACUGGAGUCGUAUAGGCAUAACAGAUUUAAACCAUUUACACGAAAAAAUAAAAAAGCACGAGUUUUCGAAAUCUCAUUUGCAUGCUAGUACGGAAUUUGCGUUACUUGGAAAAGUUAAUAUUGCACAACAGUUAAGCUCUGCCUAUCGUCUGGGUAUUGCUAAACAUAAUGAGACUGUAAGAAAAAAUAGACACAUUUUAAGUAGAAUUAUAAGUUGCGUGAAGUUCUGUGGUGUUUUUGAAUUGGCCCUCCGAGGCCACGAUGAAAAGGAAGAUUGUUUAAACCGUGGAAUUUUUAAAGAACUAAUAAACUACAGUGCUGAAUUAGACAAUAUGUUGAAAGAACAUUUGGAAAACUCAAGCGUUUUUAAAUGA
This is a messenger RNA of Ceutorhynchus assimilis (cabbage seed weevil), 384 nucleotides long. The record is from the annotation of a GenBank genome assembly. Lineage: Eukaryota; Metazoa; Arthropoda; Insecta; Coleoptera; Curculionidae.